Molecule: messenger RNA, 959 nt
Organism: Atta colombica
Lineage: Eukaryota; Metazoa; Arthropoda; Insecta; Hymenoptera; Formicidae
Gene: AQP
Product: aquaporin-12A
Exons: 5
Coding region: 136-933 (265 amino acids)
Cellular component (GO): cytoplasm
Molecular function (GO): channel activity
Source: RefSeq, a predicted model, not a curated record
AUUUGGUACUCUUAGUUUUAAAUAACCGCUAGGUGAAGUCUACUCAAUGCGAAUGUCUCGUGCGCGAAGUUUUAUGAAAACCGAAAUAAUAAAAGUUAAAAUAGUAGCCUGUGUGAUUUGGUGAUUACCUUGAUAAUGCCUGGAUCAAUAGACUUGAUAGUGUCUACAGCGUACAUUGGAGUCACGAUUUGGAUAGCGUAUUGGCUAAGGCUAUAUGCAUUAUUUUAUCUUAAUUCUUAUCCCCUUACAAGAGCUUUGGUUUUUGAAUUCAUAGCUACAGCAGAACUUUGCGGGGCAUGUUUCGAGCUCAUUAUAAUUGCGGACAAUUGGGGAGUAUGGAUGUACGCGCUUUAUUUGUUUCUACUAACAAUCUGGUGGUCGAUAAACUGGGAUGAAGCUUCUGCGUGUCCUUAUACACACAUGGAGGAUGUUGUAAUACGUAAAAAGCCCCUGAUUGUCGCAUUUUUAUCGAUAUGCGCGGAAUUGGCUGGCGGUCUUCUUAUAUUUAAGUACAUCCAAAUAUUGUGGGCGUUACAAUUCGCUUCUACGCACAAGAAUAGAGCCUAUGGCGAUUGCACUACAGAUUUACAGGUGUCCGCUAUAAUUGGAGCGCUUGUGGAAUGCAUUGCAACGUGCAUGUGCAGAGUGGUAUCCCGCGUGCUGGGUGACCUGAACCCGAGGUUUAGCACGGUCAUCGAUGCCUUCGUGGGGACGUCUUUAGUAGUUGCAGCUUUCAAUUACACCGGCGGUUACUUUAAUCCUGCACUGGCAACUUCUUUAAAAUAUGGUUGUCUGGGAACCUCAUCCAUGGAGCAUGUGAUAGUUUAUUGGAUUGGAUCAUGCAUCGGAUCUAUCGCCUCCUUGCACGUGUACCGUAUGUCAUUUGUACAAAAUUUCAUUCAAGUACAGGAAAGUACAGAUGCCGUUUAUUAGAUAAAAAAUUUGGUAAAAUUAUUUUC